AUGCCAGCAAACAAUCUUUCGGGAGGUGGUGCAUGGAUUCCUCAGUCGGGCGGCGGUCUGCGGUAUUACACCACAGAUGAGGUCAACGCCUAUAUUGGGCUCCUCAUGCUGUCUCACGGCGAUGCCGUCGAGCAACACCGUCGGUCACGACAGGGUGAUUCAUCUAGUUCGCAGGCCAAAGAUGGACAGUCAUCCAAGAUCUUGCUUGUCGACAAGCGAGACGAUGGAGAGGAGCAACCGGGCGCACUGGUAGAUCGGCUGGUGGCACGCGACGACACGCUCAAUUGGAGCCCAUACUACCUUCGGAAGGCGCUGGACUAUGCCGCCGCCACCACCUCCACCGCCAACGACGCCGAGGUCCGGGCCAAGCUUCGCGAUCGGGCAAAAGAAAAGCUGGCUCUGGACAAGUGGCGGGUCAAGAGCAGGGGUCAAAUACCGGCGGGAGGAAGGAUCAGGAUCAAAGAAAACACCACAGUUCUCAACUUCGCCGGCCACUCAACAGCAAAGGCACUGCAGUGCUCAAUACUGAGGCAAGACAAGCUCGCCUGUGCACACAUCCGACGGUGGAAAGGAGAGGAGGCUGGGGCAGAAAUUGGGACCAGGAGAGAGGCAUAG
Capronia coronata CBS 617.96 is the source of this 615-nucleotide messenger RNA. RefSeq lists its product as uncharacterized. Lineage: Eukaryota; Fungi; Ascomycota; Eurotiomycetes; Chaetothyriales; Herpotrichiellaceae. The record is from RefSeq and is a predicted model, not a curated record. Bases 1 to 615 code for a protein of 204 amino acids. The transcript has 2 exons.